Apis mellifera (honey bee) is the source of this 875-nucleotide messenger RNA. RefSeq lists its product as uncharacterized. The transcript is spliced from 6 exons. Gene Ontology annotation, cellular component: endoplasmic reticulum membrane. The record is from RefSeq and is a predicted model, not a curated record. Bases 257 to 760 code for a protein of 167 amino acids. Gene Ontology annotation, biological process: intracellular protein transport. Lineage: Eukaryota; Metazoa; Arthropoda; Insecta; Hymenoptera; Apidae.
AAUGAUUGGAUCACAAAUGAGGUUUAUGUAUAGAUAAAAUAUUAAAAGAGUUGUACAUUUUAUUAAAUAAAAUUCAAGUGAACAUAUAAUACAGUUAUAAUUGGAUAGUAACAAGAACAUUUUCAUAUUAUAAACAAACUUAUUAAACACUUCAUUGUAGUGUUUAUUAAAAUUGGUUCAAAAAUCUCUAUUGCUUAAAAUCUGUAUAUAUUAUUAUUAAAAUCACAGGUACAAAAUUACGGAGCAGAAGUAAAAAAUGGAUUAUUCUAACGGAAAUGAAUUUGAAAUAUCUUAUUUUAGAACGAUAUGGAGUGCUAUUGCAUCUAUUGGGUGGUAUUUAAUUGCAAUUGGAAUCUCAUUUUGGCUUGCAUCUCCUUAUAUUCGAGAGAAAUAUUUAAAUUGGAAACUAAGAAGGGACGAAUUGGAAUAUGCAGCAAAAUAUCGUAAAAAUCCAGAUCUGUUGCAAGCAAGAUUAUUAGGUUUGGAAGCUUCAAGACAAAGGAUGCAAGAGGAAUAUUAUCAGAAAUGUGCCAUGUUAACAGAAGAAAAAGGAAAAGAACAGAAAGAAAAGAUAAAAGAAACAUCAAAAUUGACUUUGGACAGCAAUGUCUUAGACUUUAGACUAGGAAAGAAAAAUAAUGAUUUCACAGAAAAGAAACAUAAGUCAUUAAGAGAAGAAUAUAAUCCAUUAAUGGGUGAUGGUUCUAGAGGAUAUCGACCACCUAAACGUACUUGUUGUGGAAAGGGAGGUUGCGGGUAAUUAUAUGUAAACUUAAUCAAUAGAAUUUAAUAUUCUAUCGAUGAAACAAAAUUAUAAGUAAUUAUUAAAAUAUUACGUUUUGUUAUAAUAAAGUUAUAAACUUAUUAAACAUAAA